Zygotorulaspora mrakii is the source of this 1659-nucleotide messenger RNA. RefSeq lists its product as uncharacterized. Lineage: Eukaryota; Fungi; Ascomycota; Saccharomycetes; Saccharomycetales; Saccharomycetaceae. Gene Ontology annotation, biological process: endocytosis; actin filament organization. The transcript has a single exon. Gene Ontology annotation, cellular component: plasma membrane; clathrin vesicle coat; endosome. Gene Ontology annotation, molecular function: phospholipid binding; clathrin binding. The coding region runs from base 1 to 1659 and encodes 552 amino acids. The record is from RefSeq and is a predicted model, not a curated record.
AUGUCAAAACAAUUUGUACGCUCUGCGAAAAAUGUCGUUAAGGGUUACUCAUCGGCACAGGUCCUGGUACGCAAUGCUACUUCGAACGAUUCAGAUGGACCCAGUGUGGAUUUGCUAGAUGAUUUGGCAGAGAGAACGUUCGACAGCGUUGACUUCUUCGAGAUAAUGGAUAUGGUAGACAAGCGACUAAAUGAUAAAGGGAAGUACUGGAGGCAUAUUGCGAAGUCUUUGACGGUAUUGGACUACUUGGUAAGAUUUGGUAGCGAAAAUUGUGUUUUAUGGUGUAAGGAAAACUUGUACGUGAUCAAAACGUUGAUGGAAUUUAGACAUGAAGACGAUGGCGGAAUCGAUCAGGGCCAGAUCAUCAGAGUCAAAGCCAAGGAAUUGACGAAUCUUUUGUCCGAUGAGGACAGGUUAAGAGAGGAGAGAAAUAUGAACAAGAGAGGGAAGAAGAACCCCAGAAGAAGGAGAAGAACGAAUACAAAUCCAAAUGAUACUGGAUAUGAUGACGAUUUACAAAAAGCGUUGGGAGAAAGCAGACGUACAGUCGAAGAAGACGAAAGAAGGAGAAAGUUAUUGAAUAAUGAAGAUUCGGAGCUGCAAACAGCCUUGCAGUUAAGUAAGGAGGAAGAAGAAUUGAAGAGAUUGCAGGAGUUGCAGAAAUUACAAGAACAGCAACAAAUGCUCCAGCAACAACAGCAACCGGGACAAACCUAUUAUGAUAUAUUUGGUAAUCCAAUCUCUUACGAGGAGUACAUGCAAUACCAACAGCAGCAAGAUCUACUAGCUCAGCAACAGCAACAACAAGAAUGGUUAGCCCAACAACAAGAGCAACAGAGGCUCGCAGAACAGCAGCAACUCUGGUUGAUGCAACAGGAAGCCAUGCAGCAGCAAGCUUUGGCCCAGCAACAACAGCAGGCUUGGGCACAACAACAAGCCCUUCAAGCACAACAAACCUACUAUCAACAACCGGUAGCAACUGGAUCGAAUAAUCCAUUUGCAUUGAACAAUAUGCAAUUGCAACAAUCACAACAACCAAAACAAGAAUCAUUACCUGACUUCAGUUCGUAUACUCCUUCGAAACCUCAGUCUCCACCUCAAGCGUCUACGCAGCCUAGACCACAGUCCGAACCACAAGCUCAAGUUCAGCAGCCAAUGAAACCAACCAGAACUGGAAAUCAAUCAAUCAGUGAAAAAUAUGGUGAGCUAAAUCAACUGUUGGCGACAGGUACAGGUAUAGACACUUUCGGUAACACCGGUGAGGCUCGUAUUCCAGCUCAACAUACAAAAACUGGUACUUUUAUCAAUUCUCAAGGGACGGGAUUUCGACAAGUUGGCAUUGAACCGAAAAAGAAUCCUUUCUUAAACAGCCAAUAUACUGGCAUUCCAAGUUCUGGUAUUGCUCCUUCAUAUACCGGAUAUGGGUUUGGUAACCAAUCGCAACAAAAUUCGCAGCAACAGCAACCCCAACAAACACAACAUACACAACAAACACAACAAACCCAACAGACACAACAGACACAACAGACGCAACAGACGCAACAGCAGUAUCAACCGCAGUAUCAACAACAAUAUCAACAAUAUCAACAAUAUCAACAACCACAUCCACAACAACAGAAUCAAGCUGCGGACCAAGGAAUUAGUCUGAUUGACCUAUAG